Impatiens glandulifera is the source of this 868-nucleotide messenger RNA. RefSeq names its product protein FAM133-like. Lineage: Eukaryota; Viridiplantae; Streptophyta; Magnoliopsida; Ericales; Balsaminaceae. The record is from RefSeq and is a predicted model, not a curated record. The coding region runs from base 140 to 733 and encodes 197 amino acids. The transcript has 5 exons.
AUCUGGUUUUAGGUUGUCCUGAAUCGAUCAAAAUCGAAGAAUCUCUCUCUGCGUUUCUUCAAGAGAUAGAGAGAGAGAGAGAGCUCCAUCCAUCCAUCAAGUUUCUGUCGCCUUUGUAUUUCUAGGGUUCUUCAGGAAGAUGGGGAAAAAUCAAGCGUACAAAGCUAUGCAGAGAUCGAAGGUGUCUGACGGUUCAUCCGGUCUUGACCAGAUCGAAGACGGCAUGGUGGAUGGUUCAUUUCAUUCACCAGAGUGGCAUGCUGCUCGAUUAGCCAGUCUUGGUACUUCUCAUACAGUCACUUGGGAAGAAUUCAAAAGGAAGCAAAAGGAAGAUGAAAUGAAAAAUGGGGAAGUUGAAGCUGAUAAAGAUAGGAUGAUGAAAGAGUAUAGGGCACAGUUAGAUGCUGAAAGGGCAGUUAAACUUGCUAAAGGAAGAAAUCAUUCAAACUCAAACACCAAAUCUGAUAAAAAGAAGGAUAAAGAUAAGGAAUCCAGAAAACGCAGCAAAAAACACAAGCGGUCAAGGAGGCAUUCUUCGGAUUCGAGUUCGUCCUCGUCAGAAUACUCGAGUAGUGAGAGCGAUGAAAGGGAAUCGAAAAGAUCGAAAUCGAGAUCUAAGCAUAAAGAGAAAAGGCAUAGGUCAAGGUCUAAAACCUCGUCUAGGACUAGAGGGGAGAAAGAUGAAGAAGGGCCUUUACCCCUCUCCAGAUUCUUUGGUAACAUGAAAAAUUAAUGUUUUUGCAGAGGCUUGUCAAAUGCACACUUUUCUUCUUUUUAACAAUUUCUGUAUUGAAGAAAUCGCGACUUCUUUCUGUAAUGAAUUCUAUCUAUUUCAGCAAUUCAAACGAAUUUAAUUGGGUAUUUGGUA